GAACAACAAAUCAUGCCCCCGGGCGGGGCAGCUCGUCCGCAGCGAUGAGAAGUACAGCUUUGGAUAACAUUAACACCAUACUAUCAGAACGCCCUCCGCCUCCCCGGACCUACACCAACAAAAAACUAUUCGACCUUGUGCUCCGCAAGCUCUCGCUGGACAUUGACAGUGUCUGUUUAACCGAAUGGAACGCCAGGGAUGUGGCGAGAAUCGUAUUUGCCUGCGGAUUGCUCGCAAAGGAGAACCCAAUCGUUGCGGACGUACUGUUAGCGAAAUUUUUUCCACCGUCUGCACCGGAAAUAAAUGAAGGUCUUGUCGGACCACACUUCGACACCACCGACUCCACAGACACAACAAAAACACCAUCGACAGAUGGGAUCAAGAGCAUGGCGCUGGAGGAGGACAAUGCGGGAGCUACUGAACAAGAACGCGGGGGUGAAACUACUUCUACCGAGAGACCGAGGAACUACACCCCAGAAAUGGAAGAUCAAGAUCCUCUACGUUUUAUCUCCACGAUGAAUGCUGACGACGUUGUCGAUUGCUUUUUCGGGUUCGCGAAACUCCGGCCCGUAUGGACCGCAAAAGGAUCGUAGUCGUAUAGAUUUGCGUUACAAAUUACCCCAGCAUUACAAAUUAAAUUUGUAAUGCUGAUUUAGCUUGAAAAAGAGAUUUGUAAUGCAUAAAUGCAAUUACUACGAGUACGAUACUUUUGCACAGGAUAGCCCUUCACGUUCUCGGACGAGCAUGUGGAUUUUCUGAUUGAAAGGCUCUGUCAGGAAGCCAGGAAGCGGUGGCCGGCUAGGAUUUUGAGAGAACAAGGUAGAAGUCGUGGAGACGACGAUAGAGGCACUGGAAGUACGAGGGGCACCGCUGCUGAAGAUCAUGCUUUAUUUCCACAAACUAAAAAUUAUCUUGAGUUCAAGCAAACCAGGCUGCCGCAAAUCCUGUGGGCUGCCGCAAAGCUGCCGCACCACGCUGCGCUGCGAAGUUUCGCGCUCGAGAAGGUGUUGCCGAUUGUCGAAUGGUUUCCGACCCUGCUUGGAAAGCCGGCACUGUUUGCAGAGGC
Messenger RNA from Amoebophrya sp. A120, 1066 nucleotides. NCBI's taxonomy places the organism in Eukaryota, Dinophyceae, Syndiniales, Amoebophryaceae. The record is from the annotation of a GenBank genome assembly.